AUGGACGACGCUUUUAUUCGAGAAAAUGUUUUGGCAGAGUAUGACGCAUAUUCAGUAACUAUGUGUGCAGCCAUGUGUGGCCCAGAGUGUACGUAUUUUGGCGUCAACUUGCAGGCUAAUAAAUGUCGAGUUUACUCGGGAUGUCAUAUUGGUAACUUAACAGAAGUUCAAGUAGGAUGGAGGUACUUUAGUCAGGAAUCUGAAGGGAGUAAACGUCCACUGAAUUGUAAAACAUUGCUCGCUGAUGGUCAUACUUUGUCCAAUGUUUAUAUUAUUUAUCCCCGUAACAACCAAUGGUCAGUCAAUGUCCAGUGUGAUAUGACCACCAAGGGUGGAGGAUGGACGGUUAUACAGAAACGUGUUGACGGAUUAACCGAUUUCAACAGAACUUGGAAUGAGUACAAGCAGGGAUUUGGUUCAGUUAAUUUAUCUUAUUGGUUGGGAAAUGACAUCAUUCAUCUGUUAACCAAACACAAGCCGUCUCUGUACGUAUCCAUAACUCUGACCAAUGGAAUCACUCUAUACCAACAGUACGAGGAGUUCUCCAUAACCAACGAGACAGACAAUUACAGACUUUACCUGAAUGGACCGAGAACAGGAACACUAGGUGAGAUUUCGGUUUACAUGUAA
Saccostrea cuccullata (small rock oyster) is the source of this 630-nucleotide messenger RNA. Its product is annotated as fibroleukin-like. The coding region runs from base 1 to 630 and encodes 209 amino acids. The transcript is spliced from 4 exons. NCBI's taxonomy places the organism in Eukaryota, Metazoa, Mollusca, Bivalvia, Ostreida, Ostreidae. The record is from RefSeq and is a predicted model, not a curated record.